GCAGCCCAAAUACAGCCCUGUUUAAGAAAAGCGCCCAUAGCACUCUCUACAUACACCCUGAAGGCCUGAAAGUUGGACGAUAUCGUGAAGCAGACAAUACUCUCGGCCACUCUGUGACAUUGUUCUUAACCUUGGCACUGGCUGACCUACUCAGAACUUGUCUCUUUUAGUAUCUCUCGUCACCAUGUACGAGGGUCUCCCUGGUCACAAGCGGGGUCUGUUCUUCGUCGUGGCAGUCUGCGUGAUAUUCAUGCAGGCGGGACUCUGGGCUGGACGCAGGGAGACCCGAGACAACUUCCCUGACAACACUCUCGUGAAGACCUCCAGCUUGAUCCCCUUCGUGAAGUCGGAUGCGCGACCUAGCAUCAAGGACCACCCCAUUCCCAAACUUAUGGUAGAUGCUGAAAGAAACUUCCGUGAACGACUUUCUCGACAAAGUAAAACCCUCCCCGAUGCUGUUGCGGAAUACAAGCGACGUUAUGGUCGCAAUCCCCCUAGGGGUUUCGAUCGUUGGUGGCAGUUUGUGAAGGACAACGACGUAUUAAUGGUAGACGAAUACGAUGCUAUUGUUGAGGACAUGACACCGUUUUGGGAUAUCGAUGGCCGAGAGUUGCGUGAAAGAGCCAGUGCGGCAGGGCAUCUACCCUCCAUUGACUUGGUCCGAGUAAGGGAUAGCAAUGCAACUGCUGUAAACAUCAGAGAUGGACCGCAUGCGGAAGUCAGUGCUCGUGCACGCGGUUUCCUCCAGAUGAUUGAAAAAUUCCAGGACCAGUUGCCUGACAUCGACUUCCCGAUCAACGCGAUGGCGGAGGGCCGGAUACUUGUCCCAUGGGAGUACAGACGCUAUCCUAAUCUGACAGAAGCUAGUAUAUCAAAUCUACUUAGCGGCGCCUUCACGCCCGACUGGAGAGGGGAAGGGAAUGUUUGGGAAGCAUACCGACGUACAUGCGACCCAUCAACACCAGCUCGCCGCCUUUUCAGUUCUUUUCGUGCUUCGUCGACAUCGCAAAACCGCACCAGCCAGUUGACCGCUCGAAAUCACGAGUUCGUCUUCGCCCGAUACACUAAUGGCAAUUACUCAUUCUGCCAAAAUCCGUGGGCGCACUAUAACCAAGGCCACUUCUUCUCCGACUGGAGAACGAUUCCUGUUCUAUUCCCUGUUUUCUCCCCCGCAAAAGCCUCAGGUUUCCAAGACAUUCGGAUACCAAGCCAUUAUUAUUAUGCCCAGACUAGAAGAUACACCUAUGGUUGGGAUCCAGUCAAUCUCGAGCUGAAACCUGUUGACCAUAUGGAGACACCUUGGGAACAGAAGACCGAUAUGGUUUUCUGGAGAGGUGCUUCUACUGGUGGCGGAAGCUCGCCGCCGGGUUUCGCAGCGCAGUACCAGCGCCAUAGGUUUGUCAGAAUGGCUAGUGAUGAAUCUUGGACGAACCGUACGAUAGUCUUCGCAGACCCACCGAGCUCCACGAACUAUAUCGCCACCCAGGUUCCCAUAGGGUCUCUGAAUGAGGAGAUAAUGGAUAUCGCGUUCGUCAAAGUUGUUGAUUCUUUCAACUAUCCUGGCGGUAUCGGCGCUCUGAUCAGGGACCACCGAUUUGACGAUGGUGGUGUUAACUUAGGCGACCAUUGGAAACAUAAAUAUCUCGUUGAUAUUGACGGUAUGGGUUAUUCUGGGAGGUUCUUCUCAUUCUUGGAGUCAGAUAGCGCGGUGAUGAAGGCCACCGUAUAUCGAGAGUUCUUUGAAGGGUGGAUUGAACCUUGGUUGCAUUAUAUCCCGUUAUCAUCUUCGUAUCAGGAGAUAUUCAACAUUCAUGCAUUUUUCUCUGGAGCUACACCAUCAACCCUGAAGGCUGCGAAUUCAACAGCCUUGGGCUUGUCUCCUGCCAAGAGGCGUCCCUUAGAUGGAGACCGUCGCCUUCGCCGGAUAGCCCGUGCAGGAAAGCAGUGGAAGCGGACCAUGGGCAGAAGGGUUGAUAUGGAAGGUAAAAGCCUCCUGUUUAUGUCGGCAACGUCAUCUAUACUCACGUUCCAUUCUUGUAGCCUAUAUUUAUAGGCUGAUCCUAGAAUACGCCAGAUUAUGUUCGGACGAUAGAGACUCCAUGAACUUUACACUUUAGACACUCAUGCACAUCGAUCCUUCUGCAUUGUAGGAUGGUUUCAUAUUCGGAAUAGGAUCUUUCAUAUGUAUCACUAGUAGUUAUCCUCAACUUAAUCGACUGGCUUCAUGGAAUUUCGGUAUGAGCAGCCUGCGAAUAUGAUGUCUUUCGUCAAUGUUUGGGCGCCUGUUGUAUCCGCCUUGCUUCUUCCUCUUCUCUUCUCAAUGUAUUCACUUUCAUUUCAUGUUCCUCGGAGCUGAGACACAUGCUAGUCUUAUGCGAUGAAUCUCA
Molecule: messenger RNA, 2387 nt
Organism: Somion occarium
Lineage: Eukaryota; Fungi; Basidiomycota; Agaricomycetes; Polyporales; Cerrenaceae
Source: the annotation of a GenBank genome assembly